GAAGCGGAGGACCGGUAGGCCUAGUUUCCAGGCCGCGGUCGCGGUGGCGAGGUAUGGAGCCUCUGCGUGUCUUGGAGCUGUAUAGUGGCAUUGGUGGCAUGCACCACGCGCUGCGAGAAAGCUGCAUCCCUGCACACGUGGUGGCUGCUGUUGAUGUGAAUACCGUUGCUAAUGAAGUCUACAGGCAUAAUUUUCCUCACACACAGUUACUGGCAAAGACUAUCGAAGGUAUUUCACUGGAAGAGUUUGACAAGCUAUCUUUCAAUAUGAUUUUAAUGAGCCCUCCAUGUCAGCCAUUCACAAGAAUUGGCCUACAGGGGGAUAUGACUGAUCCAAGGACAAAUAGCUUCUUGUACAUUCUAGAUAUUCUCCCAAGAUUGCAAAAAUUACCCAAGUAUAUUCUUCUAGAAAAUGUUAAAGGUUUUGAAGUAUCAUCUACAAGAGAGCUGCUGAUACAAACGAUGGAAGCCUGUGGUUUUCAGCAUCAAGAGUUUCUGUUAUCUCCUUCCUCUCUUGGUAUUCCAAACUCGAGGCUACGAUAUUUUCUCAUUGCAAAGCUUCAGUCAGAUCCUUUACCUUUUCAGGUUCCUGGUCAGAUACUGAUGGAGUUUCCUAAAAGUGCGACCAUACAGCCACAAAACUAUUCAGUAGUUGCAGAAAAUAAGCUACGAGCGGAGAGUCCUGAACCAAGCACCUGCUUUGAUAGCAGCAGCACACAGUGUUCAGGAAAAGAUACCAUUCUUUUUAAGCUUGAAACUGCAGAAGAAAUUGACAGGAAGCACCAGCAGGACAGUGACCUCUCUGUGCAGAUGCUGAAAGAGUUUCUUGAAGAUGUUGACCCAAGCCAGUACUUUUUACCACCAAAGUUAUUGCUGCGAUACGCUCUUCUAUUAGAUAUCGUUAAGCCCACUUCUAGAAGGUCCAUGUGCUUUACCAAAGGGUAUGGAAGCUACAUUGAAGGGACAGGCUCAGUGUUACAGACUGCAGAGGAUGUUCAGAUUGAGAAUGUCUUCAAAUCUCUUAAUAUUUUGCCCCCAGAAGAAAAGAUAGCUAAGUUGUCAACGCUCAAACUGCGAUAUUUCACACCUAGAGAAAUUGCGAAUCUGCAGGGAUUUCCUCCAGAAUUUGAGUUUCCUGAGAAGAUAACGGUGAAGCAGCGGUACCGGCUUCUUGGCAACAGUCUCAAUGUGCAUGUGGUGGCCAAACUCCUCACGGUCCUGUGUGAAUCAUUUGGAAGUACCUCCAAUUCUAGACAGUGAACCUAAAUUCUAUUUUGAGCAAAUUUGUAUAAAAUUUAAAUUAGGCCGGGCGGUGGUGGCGCACGCCUUUAAUCCCAGCACUCGGGAGGCAGAGGCAGGCGGAUCUCUGUGAGUUCGAGACCAGCCUGGUCUACAAGAGCUAGU
This is a messenger RNA of Arvicola amphibius (Eurasian water vole), 1403 nucleotides long. It is a transcript of the gene Trdmt1, whose product is annotated as tRNA aspartic acid methyltransferase 1. Lineage: Eukaryota; Metazoa; Chordata; Mammalia; Rodentia; Cricetidae. The record is from RefSeq and is a predicted model, not a curated record. Gene Ontology annotation, molecular function: methyltransferase activity. The coding region runs from base 54 to 1259 and encodes 401 amino acids. The transcript is spliced from 11 exons.